UGCAGGACAGGUUUCUGUGUAGUCAAUGCAUCGUUCACCAACUACAGAACUUCUUUGGCAAAAGAUACAUGAUGGCACAGUGUUUUUGUACCAGCCACUGAUACAUAUUUGAAAUGUUUAGGCAAUAGUUGAGUUUUACGCAACUAGUGGAUAUCAAAAGCAUCAGAUCAGUAAUUUAAAAACGAGACUGAAAUGUCAGUAAACAACGGGAGCGGAUGAACUGCGGAUAAGACCAUGGAGUUUCUGGAUCAGACCUGCACUGGAUGAUUCAUUUCAUAUCAUUUUCAGAUUCAUUUCAGAGUUUGCACAGCUUCAACCUCUGAAUGUGUGAUUUGGACAAUCCUUGGAUUUGACUCAUAUCUCGUUUAUCAUGACUGAUAUAAAUCUGAUGAACUGAUGGAUUACUUUCCCAAAUCACUGCUAAUUGUUUAAUGCGUGCUUAAUCCCAUAGGGAGACCCCCGAAACGGCCAGUUUAUUGGGCGCAUGUUGUUUUGAGAGGAACUGGCAAACAAAGCUACAUUUUGCCGGUAUGGUGCGCCUGCUGAAUUGCCUCUUGCUGGGGUAUUUGACAUGGAUUCUGCGGAUAUCUGAUGCCCGGGGAGAGUACUGCCACGGGUGGUUGGACACCAGUGGGAAUUACCACGAGGGCUUUCAGUGUCCCGAAGAUUUUGACACGAUGGACGCGACUGUGUGCUGCGGGACCUGCUCAUUGCGCUACUGCUGCGCCGCCUCGGACGCGCGCCUCGACCAGGGAACCUGCACGAAUGACAGACAAGAGGAGAAUAACACGCAAUAUGCGGCCCAGCCCAUCUACGUUCCCUUCCUGAUGGUGGGCUCCAUCUUUGUGGCAUUUGUCGUUGUUGGCUCUCUGGUGGCUGUGUAUUGCUGCACCUGCCUUCGCCCCAAACAGCCAACUCAGCAGCCAAUCCGCUUCUCGCUUCGUAGUCAGGGCGAGAUAAUUCCCAUGAUCCUCACCACAGCUCCGCCCAGCCUGCGGACACCAUCGCGGCAGUCCAGCACGGCCACCACCAGCUCCAGUUCAGCAGGAGGGGGGAGCUCGGUCCGUCGCUUCUCCCUGGGCCGGAGUGACGCACUUGGGCCAUGUUCUCAACAGCAGCUCCUAAUGGUCUCAUCCUCCUCAGCAUCUACUCCUGUAUCCGUGGCCCCACCUCAACCCCUUCUGCCCCCACCACCUCCACCACCCUACACCUCCCAACAGGGCUUACAGGGCAGUAACUCUCUGCAACACCCACACAGCCACAGCCAGUUACAGCUCCAACACCAGACCCUGCUGCCGGCACAAAGCUCCGGGUUCCUUCUGCCUCAGCAGUACUUCUUUCCGUUGCAGCAGGAACCCUUCUCCGGAAGCAAGGGCUUUGCUGAUUUCAGCCAAAGCUGAACUGGGGUUUGCUGGCUGCCGGGAAAUGCUUAAAAGGACAGACACCAAAGGCUCAGACAUUCACAAUGGUGUUGUUGUAGACUCAUAUUACAGGUGCUCCCAUUCAGUCACUGCAUUGGAAGACAAUGGGCACUAAUAUGUGUUUCAGCCAGCAAGAUUGGCACUUGUGAGAUGGUUUAUGGACUUUAUGAGUAGCAGUGUGGGUGCUUGCUGGCCGUGAGAUAACAGAGCAUGAGGUGUGGCUUUAUUGUAAAGCAGUAUAUGAACUUGACUGGAAUCUGUAGACACUCAAGCAUGAAAUACAAGAUGCCAGAACAUGGUUGCCUGCUUCAAAGCACCUAAACCGACUAUGGAUCAGAUAUCUUAUGCACUUUUCAUUUGUUAAUAUGAUAAUGACUUCAAUAAUACUCAAGACAGUAUCACACACACAAAAAAAAUUAGCCUCUGUAUCUGAGAUAAAGAACAAUAAUGGGCAACCUGGUCUCACAGAAUUACCUUCCAGUACCUAAUUUUUUGCAUAAAGUUUUUUGUGGCUUGUCGUACGUAUCAUGGCAGUUUCCUGUUGAAAUGAACAUGAGGUGCAACAACAUCAACUUUUAUUCACUUUCACACAAUUUACCAGUAAAACGGUAGAUUAUCAGUUCCUGAACACUUACGUUUCGCCCUGUUCCUCACACAAUCUUAUGACUUCAAAACACUUACUAUAGUGCUUAACUGACCUUUCGCUAUGCCCCGCCUUAAAAGUGCUUCUCACCAAUCCUGUUUUAGCAACUGUUGCCCUGCCGCCAUUACUCUGACAUGCGUUUGCUAUUUUCCAAUGACAGCCUAUGGAAGUAAUGUGUGUGUGUACUUUUAAGUGGGAUUUUAUAAAAAUAUUCCAAAAAUGUAAAACACGUUGUUGCCGGCAAAGGUGUAGCAGCCGCACGUUACCCCACACUCUUUAAAAAGGUGGUUUUUGUCCCCUGCACUUUCCCAAGCUAAACCCAUACUGAGUCCAAAUGGUGGAUUUGUAUACAGUAUUCUUUGCAUUUUGUUACUUUGGGCUGAUUGAGCGACCAUCCAGCCAAUCACAGGUGAGUUUCAUGAGCCAAAACAAUCCUUACGUAAUAAGCCAUCAGUCAGACAGUCUGAUCAACACGGCUCAGUUCAUUUCUACAAAGUUGCUUUCAACAAUGCUCAUUUAUCCUUGUUUUUUAUCGGCAUUGAUGUUGAUCUAAAUUAAUAAUCUAGAGAUGAGGAACACACAAAUGAGUUAUUUAUCAGCAUAUCAUUCUUGAUUGGCAGUAUUACAUGAAAUGCACUUCAGAAAACAAAAACAAAGGACAAACCUUUUAAGCACACAUUGUAAGUGGAGUUUAUAUCAGCGCAUGAGUCUUCAUUAAGUUAUGCUUUUUACAUUAUGUUUGUGAGGUAAUAGUUUGAUUGGUUGUUUUUGCCAAUUUAAGCAGAUUACUAGAUCUGUAUUAUAAAUGUAAAGCUAUUUUUAAUAUCAGCUCCUGUUUUUUUUAUCUCUAUGUUGGUGUGCAGUCAACAAACUGCAGGAAAAAAAGAUAGAUCUGCUGUGUUCUUAAACUUUUCACAUUUUACUGAAGUGAAUAGAUAUGUAGACACGCUUUUUUAUACAUGAAAACAUAUGGACGCUAUUGAAACUCAGAAUUAUUAUAAGACUAUUAUUGUCUUGUGAUAAAAGUCAUGCUCAGCAGCUCACAAACUGUAGGGAAAUUAUAGAUUUGCUUUGUUCUUAUAAUGCUUAAAACCUCUACUUAAGUCUCUUUGUAGGUCUGUAGACAUAAACAUUUUAAAGGAUUAAAAUGUUCUUUUGAUCGUUGAUUCAGUGACUAACUCAUUUCACACAAGACACUCAUUUGUCACCACCUUCUGGCAUCACCAGAAAUGGUCACUGAAUUAUUAAAUGGAUCUGAAAAUUUUUUGGUGAACGUAGUCAAAGCACUCGACCCACUUGGAUACAUUUAAAUCCCACAACGCACAAGCACAGAGUAUAAAAUAAAACUGUGCACAUGCACAACUGUCAUUAUUGAAUUGAUUAAAUAAUUUAUUCAAGGCCAGCUUGUGCUCAGUCUUUUAUUGUCAUGUGUGAAACAGAAGCAAGUGAUCCACAAUAUGCCCUUUAUUUUUGCAGCUAAUUGUGCAAAAUUUUGCAAUACUUGAAUUUUUAAAAUACUACAAAUAUUAAAAGUAAAUAAUACGUAUAUAUUAAUAUAAUACUUAUAUAUUAAUAUAUACUGUAAUAUAUUAAUACUGCACUGUAAGUGUUGGGUCCAUGUGAGCCACCUACUGACAACUGUGUCCCCCCACUUUUAAAAUGACUGCUACGCCCCUGGUUGCCGGGUCAUUUGCAAUAGUGACAUGAGUUACCCAGAGAGGAAACAUGCACAGUUUUUCUUAAUGGAAAAAAUAAAUAAUUUUUUUUUCAAAUAAAUCUGCAAAAGAGCAUGUUCUGGAUUAAACUGUGUCAGCCCUCAUUUCCAAAUUAACAUAUAACAUCUGCAACGACAUUUGCUCCAAGAUAAAUUAAAGCUAAUAACUGAACGUUAAUUCAUUUAUAUGUAUUGAUUCAAGUCUUAGUAAAAGCGAUUAUAAAUAAACAGUUAACAGCAUCAAAAAGAGUGUGUUAUGAGGCAGAGCUUAACAAAGAGUCAAUUUGUAAGGUAGCUCACGAAGGAACAGGGUGCAAGUCCUGAAAAGCAUGCAAGUUUUGACACGAGCCAAAAGUGUCUUAGAAACGGCACAAAAUUACAUUUUUGCUUUAGCAAUUGCAAUUGUUUUUUUCAUCUCACAUUAGCUUUUUAUGACACUUGGUUAGAAUUAGGUUUAAGGUUUAGGUUAAGGAGGAAGGUUUUGUUGAUUUAAAAAGUAUCCCUUUUAGCGCCACUCAGUGGACAUUUCACCUUGGAUCUGCCACAAUACGUGUUAUGAACCACGUAAUGCCAUUUUGAAAAAUAUCACCACAGUCACAUAAGUUUCAUGAGAUCAGGUUGACAAUGGAAAUAGUAAUACAAGUUUUUUUUUUUUUUUUUUUUUUGGACAAUCUCACAAAUAGUGCCAUAUAUGAAUGAGGGUUUCUUAUGAAUGCUGAAGUUUUUUGUAGGUUAUCUUAUUUUUCUGAGGAGGCCAGACUGAGACAGAGAUUUUUCAUAAUGAUUAAAAAAGGUAUUCAAAUGUCCAUGUAUUUUAAUCUUAUUUAAAAGCCACAGUGAGCUACAUUAUGAACUUUCCACAGUCUGCUCUUAGAUUCAUAUUAAUUAAAUUCGCUAUCUGUGGGACGGCUUCUGUUUUAAAUGUCUGCAGAAUGUUCUGGAGAAGGCUUUUCUUUAAUUUUGUAUAAUUUGUAGCAAUAUGAAAGCCAUUAUUGGUUCAGUUUCGCAUUACAUUAGCAACACUGUUUAUAUCUGUUGCCUGUGAUAUGAGCAAAGUUUUGUAAAUGAUAAGAUGUUUCUAAAUGUGCACACAAGCAACAACCACAUCAUUUGGUCAUGGGAAAGACCCUGAACUAAGUAUUACAGGCUCUAAACAACAGUGUUUUCAAGUUAAAUUAAACCGUUUGUUAUUUCA
Myxocyprinus asiaticus (Chinese sucker) is the source of this 4973-nucleotide messenger RNA. Its product is annotated as protein shisa-3 homolog. The transcript is spliced from 2 exons. The coding region runs from base 531 to 1400 and encodes 289 amino acids. NCBI's taxonomy places the organism in Eukaryota, Metazoa, Chordata, Actinopteri, Cypriniformes, Catostomidae. The record is from RefSeq and is a predicted model, not a curated record.